Messenger RNA from Cryphonectria parasitica EP155, 249 nucleotides. RefSeq lists its product as uncharacterized. The record is from RefSeq and is a predicted model, not a curated record. NCBI's taxonomy places the organism in Eukaryota, Fungi, Ascomycota, Sordariomycetes, Diaporthales, Cryphonectriaceae. Gene Ontology annotation, cellular component: nucleus. The annotation marks the transcript as partial. The transcript is spliced from 2 exons.
AUGUCGUCCCGCUUCAUCUCCAGCGGUGCAAUAGACGCCAAAACAGGCGAGCAAGUGCCCCUCCCCGCCGCCGCCCCUUCGAACGCAUCAUCAUCCACCACCGCCACCCGAAGCCUGUACGACGUGCUGCAGGCGAACAAGGCGGCCAAGCAGGCUGCGUUUGAGGAGGCCAACAGGCUGAAGCACCAGUUCCGGGCGCUGGACGAGGACGAGAUUGGGUUUCUGGACGAGGUGGUGCAGCGGAAGAGG